Messenger RNA from Aspergillus sclerotioniger CBS 115572, 2290 nucleotides. Its product is annotated as putative glycosyl hydrolase. The transcript is spliced from 2 exons. The record is from RefSeq and is a predicted model, not a curated record. Gene Ontology annotation, biological process: carbohydrate metabolic process. Gene Ontology annotation, molecular function: hydrolase activity, hydrolyzing O-glycosyl compounds; carbohydrate binding. The coding region runs from base 208 to 2184 and encodes 658 amino acids. Lineage: Eukaryota; Fungi; Ascomycota; Eurotiomycetes; Eurotiales; Aspergillaceae.
GUCGGUUUCCCAAUGGCUACAUCUGUUGCACGUUGAGUCAUGACUCGAGGGUUAGGCUAGUCAUCAUGAGGGGUCGCACAGUAUGGUUAAGCCCUCUAUCCCAGCUGUGGACUGACAGGUGAAGACAUAAAUAAAGCCGUUCCCUUACCACGCGUGGCCUUCAAAUCUUGACUCUGUCGCAUCCACGUCAACUUAUCACUUUUCGCAAUGCUAUAUGCUGAGGAUGACAAGCUUAUUUUCCGGUUCGAUGAUCACCUCCUCUGGAUACAGCCAUGGGGUGAGAAUGCGCUCCGUGUGAGAGCUACGAAGCUUGCAUCCAUGCCCACUGAGGACUGGGCCUUGUCUACGAAGCUAGAGUCGGAUCGACCUAUCAUCGAUGUAGAGAAGAGCAAAGACUCAAGCAUCUCCAACGGCAAGAUCAAAGCCACCGUUUCCCACCGUGGCAAGAUUACCAUCUACAACCACAAGGGGGUCAAGCUUCUAGAAGAAUACGCUCGUCACCGUCGUGACCCGAAAGACCCCAAAUGCAGUGCCCUGGAGAUUGAAGCUCGAGAGCUGCGACCAAUUCUCGGAGGCGACUUUCAUCUGACUAUGCGUUUCGAGUCCCUCGAUCCUAAAGAGAAAAUCUUUGGGAUGGGCCAGUACCAGCAGCCCUUUCUCAACCUCAAGGGGACCGACAUUGAACUAGCACAUCGGAAUUCACAAGCCAGCAUACCGUUUGCGCUUUCCUCCCUUGGGUACGGGUUUCUCUGGAAUAGCCCGGCUAUCGGACGAGCUGUGCUAGGCACCAAUACCAUGAGCUUCGAGGCCUAUUCGACCAAAGUGCUGGACUACUGGGUCGUCGCAGGCGACACCCCAGCUGAAAUCGAGGAAGCCUACAGCAGGGCCACCGGUUAUGUCCCAAUGAUGCCCGAAUAUGGCCUUGGGUUCUGGCAAUGCAAGCUCCGCUACUGGAACCAGGAGCAGCUCCUCGACGUUGCCCGGGAAUACAAGCGAAGAAACGUACCACUUGACUUGAUCGUCAUCGACUUUUUCCACUGGAAACAUCAAGGAGAAUGGAGCUUCGACCCUGAAUUCUGGCCCGAUCCAGAUGCCAUGAUUCAAGAACUUAAAGCCAUGAAGGUGGAACUAAUGGUCUCGGUCUGGCCGACCGUCGAAACUGCCUCGUCUAACUACGCCGAAAUGCUGGAACAGGGUCUUCUAAUCCGCCACGACCGCGGCCUCCGCAUUGCAAUGCAAUGCGAUGGCGACAUCACCCACUUCGACGCGACCAACCCAUCCGCGCGAGCCUUUGUCUGGUCCAAAGCCAAAAAAAACUACUACGACAAAGGGAUCAAAGUGUUCUGGUUGGACGAAGCCGAGCCUGAAUACUCAAUCUACGACUUUGACAUCUACCGCUACCACGCCGGUAGCAACCUCCAGAUCGGCAACAUCUUUCCCAAGGAAUACGCACGCGGAUUCUACGAAGGCAUGCGUGCCGCAGGCCAAAGCAACAUUGUCAACCUCCUCCGGUGCGCCUGGGCCGGCAGUCAAAAGUACGGAGCCCUAGUCUGGAGCGGCGACAUUGCAUCCUCAUGGAGCUCCUUCCGCAACCAACUCGCCGCCGGCCUCAACAUGGGCCUAUCCGGAAUCCCCUGGUGGACCACAGACAUCGGGGGCUUUCACGGCGGCGAUCCAGACGACCCAGCAUUCCGGGAAUUGUUCACGCGCUGGUUCCAAUGGGGGACAUUCUGUCCUGUGAUGCGCCUGCACGGCGAUCGGGAGCCCAAGCCGGAGAACCAACCCACCGCAUCCGGCUCCAACAACGAAAUCUGGUCCUAUGGCGAGGAAGUCUACUCGAUCUGCAAAAAGUAUAUCGGGAUCCGCGAGCAACUGCGCGAUUACACAAGAAGUCUAAUGAAAGAGGCGCACGAGAAAGGCACACCCGUCAUGCGCACCCUCUUCUACGAGUUCCCGGAUGACCCGCGCGCCUGGACCGUGGAAACGGAGUAUCUGUUUGGCUCGAAGUAUUUGGUCGUGCCGGUGUUCGAGGCCGGCCAGCGAACUAUCACCGCAUAUCUACCGGCGGGGGCGUCAUGGAAGGUUGGGGGGGAGGAUGACAAACAGGAGAAGAUCUACGAGGGAGGACAAGAAGUGCAAGUGGCGUGUCCUAUUGAGAGAAUGCCCGUAUUUGUCAGGAUUUAGCAGACAUGUAUCGCCGGGAAGUAUCACACACAAAGUUCGAUAUAACAAGUUAUACCGAUGAUGACAGGGGAUAUCACUAUCACAAUGCAAUAGCAAGGUAGGCAGG